Molecule: messenger RNA, 1488 nt
Organism: Stegastes partitus (bicolor damselfish)
Lineage: Eukaryota; Metazoa; Chordata; Actinopteri; Pomacentridae
Gene: utp23
Product: UTP23 small subunit processome component
Exons: 3
Coding region: 257-1006 (249 amino acids)
Cellular component (GO): small-subunit processome
Source: RefSeq, a predicted model, not a curated record
GGACUCCUGAGACGGUCGGACCGUCAGCGUGUUGUGAACCAGCAGCUCCACGCUGAGAGGAGAGAAGUUCUCUGAACGUUGAACCCUGAAGCUUCUUUAACUCAGCUAGUGUCACGGGGAGAUGCUAACAGCUAGCUGCUAACCGAAGCUCUUUACAUUUAAACGGUUUGCGGUGAGAUGCUAACAGCUAGCUGCUAACCGAAGCUCUUUACAUUUAAACGGUUUGCGGGGAGAUGCUAACUGCUAACUGCUAAAGAUGAAGAUCAAGCGGCAGAAACAGGCAAAGAAAACCAUCAGCUUCUACAAAUACAACUUCAGCUUCAGAGAACCUUUUCAGAUCCUCAUCGACGGAACUUUCUGUCAGGCGGCGCUGAAGAACAAAAUCCAGAUUAAAGAACAGCUUCCUAAAUACCUGAUGGGGGAAGUUCAGCUGUGCACCACCAGCUGUGCUCUGAAGGAGCUGGAGCUUCUGGGGAAGCAGCUGUACGGAGCCAAACUGAUCCUCCAGAGGUUUCAGGUCCGGAAGUGUCCUCAUCUGAAGGAUCCUGUUUGUGCCUCCGACUGUCUUCUGUCCAUGUUGCAGGAAACCAACCCGCAGCAUUACUUCAUCGCCACGCAGGACCACACGCUGACCUCGGGCCUGAAGCAGAUUCCCGGCGUCCCGCUGCUCUACAUCAUCCUCAACACUGUGGUUCUGGACAAACCGAGCUCGGCGUCGCUCCAACGUGUCCAGGAUGUCCAGCUGGGGGCGCUGGUGAGUCCCAGCCAGCAGCAGAGCAUCAGCAGCCUGAAGGAGGAGCAGGGACUCGGCCGGACAGACGGAGACAAACGAGGCAGGAAGAGGAAAAGGAAACAGAGCAACCCCAACCCUCUGAGCUGCCUGAAGAAGAAGAAGAAGAAAGGAGGUCCGACGGCGCCGCUGAAGAAGACGGAGGACGGAGAGAAGAAGAAACGCAGCCGACACAAGAGAAGAAGAACAGAGGCGACAGACAACAAGACGAUGUGAACCUGUGACCCGUUCACUGCUGCUGAGAAUGAACGACAUGCGGACCAACUGAUGCUGACAUUCGCUUUAUUUUGAAAAACUGGAUGAACAGGCAGCAGACAGACGUUAGUCAGAGACCAUGUUUCUGAUCGGAUACAGAAUCAAACAGCAGCAGCUGCACUCAGACGAACUACAAACGGUUCUAAUAUUAAACUGAUGCAUUCAGUUUUACUUUGUCACGUUUUCUCCAACAGAUGUUAGAAUAAAGAUCAGAUCUGCUUUAAAUAAAAACACUUCACUGAGUUGUGGCAUCUGAAGGAUUCUGGUCAGAGACAGAACCAGACAGAGAAGCUGUUUCCUGCACAUGUUAGUGACGCAUUCAGCAGCAUGCAGACGUUCAUGCUUCAUCCUCUGAGAGUGAAGCUGUUCAACAUCUCACUGGGUUUAUUCAAAAUCACAAUAUUUCAAUAAAUAAAUGAUGAACUGUAGUUUGUCACAGACUU